AUGAACAAUUCUCCCAGUUUACUUCGCAACGCCAAAUCAUUCGGAGUCCACAAUAUUCUGAAUCCAUCCGAGUCACACUCCAUGGGCCCCGACGUUAGCGGACGACCACCUUCGCGAGCAAGGGAUGCUGACCCUUUCCACCCAACAUCUUCAACUCCCUAUGGCAUUCCGCGUCCCUACCUCCAUGGCCAUGCUGCUCCCAAUUCUCUGCCAACGACCCCGAUUGCCACAGGUGUUACGCCCACAGGCAGACCUCCGAUAUCCGAACGAAAUUCUCCUUCAACAGCAUAUCCUUUCCCCGUAAUGAGCACCCAGAGGAAGAUACUCAGCCCCAGAGCCCCUCGACCUCUGAGUAUUGGCCAGGCUCUUCCUCCUCGAGACCUUGAUCCGCGGCAACCUUUGGCUCCCAGCAUGGCUCCCACGAAACGACCUUACGAAUCAGAUACUCCCGAUGAGCCUAGGCACGCUCCUGGGCUUCACCAGCCCUCAGGAAUUGCCUCUGGCCCGCAUACCCCAAUGGUGACCCCACCAAGAUCUCUUUCUCAACCGUUAGCCCGCCCCUUGGAUGCCCCUCAUAUACAACCGCCACCAAUCCCUCCACCGGGAGACCUUCAAAACCGAUCACAUGGAUUACAUACACCAUCGCAGUUCCAGCACGGAAUGACCGGGUUGUCCGUUAGCCGACCGAUUUCAAGAAUGGGAGGUCCAACUGAGGGAACACCGGCAUGGCCAGAGAUAUUGCGUCGACAGGGAGGGUCGUUUGUUGGGAUGGAAUCCCAGCAAGCUUACAUGACUCUCCCAGGAAGCGAUACGCCUAUCCCUGUUCAAGUAGACUAUUCCCAAGCAUCAAAGAAAGCGGACGAGAAGAGGCAGCGAAAUGCAAAGGCUUCGACUCGCCACCGCAGGAAGAAGAAAACCCUACAGGAGGAAAACAUGAAGCAGCUGCAGGAGCUCAAGGAAGAGCGACAGCAGAUGCUGCAACAACUUGAGGAACUCGCAGCACAUAGGGACUUUUACAGGGACGAACGCAAUCGGCUCAGGGAUAUCGUAGCCCGAACACCUGCCAUAAGUAAUCAUGCUGCUGGACCACAAAGCCCGGUUUUAUCGAAGAGCAUCAGCUAUGCGGACAGAAGCCCCUUGAUGCAAUCCCACCACAUCCCAACUCCCACUCAAGGUUACGUGAGCGAGGUAUCAUCGGCGGAGCGGCCCGUACCGGUUCGACGCACAGACGAUCGUCCGGACUUUUCUCCUCCGGUAUAUGGUUUAUCUGGCGGUCCGCCGCACGGCCUCCCGUCGAUGCACAGCCCAGUUUAUGGAGUGCCGCCGCCGAGGCCCUCGUCUGCGACUUCGUCCGCGAGCGGAGAGAGAUUGCCCCCUCUGCGGGUAAUGGAGGGACCUCCUCCCCCCAUGCCUGGAUUGGGUCCCGGACAACCUCAAGAGCAGGAUCUGAGGACUGGUCAAUGGAGGCCAGCCCAGUCAUCCCACUUCGAAACCGGUUGGGCAACUGCACCACGAAAGCACCAGGACCACUGGUAG
Trichoderma virens Gv29-8 is the source of this 1536-nucleotide messenger RNA. RefSeq lists its product as uncharacterized. The transcript is spliced from 2 exons. The record is from RefSeq and is a predicted model, not a curated record. Gene Ontology annotation, biological process: regulation of DNA-templated transcription. Bases 1 to 1536 code for a protein of 511 amino acids. Lineage: Eukaryota; Fungi; Ascomycota; Sordariomycetes; Hypocreales; Hypocreaceae. Gene Ontology annotation, molecular function: DNA-binding transcription factor activity.